Fundulus heteroclitus (mummichog) is the source of this 3057-nucleotide messenger RNA. RefSeq names its product leucine-rich repeat-containing protein 49. Lineage: Eukaryota; Metazoa; Chordata; Actinopteri; Cyprinodontiformes; Fundulidae. Bases 10 to 2508 code for a protein of 832 amino acids. The transcript has 18 exons. Gene Ontology annotation, molecular function: protein binding. The record is from RefSeq and is a predicted model, not a curated record.
AAUAAGCUAAUGAGUAGGAUUUUUUUCUUCGUUAAAAGUUUGAACGUUCGGCAAAUGGAGGGGAAAACCAGACGUGGUGAAAAACAGCACAGCGACGUCAGCGACAAUAAAUGCAUACUUCUUAGCCCUACGAUCAACAGCUGCAAAUUACACCUGAUGGCCGGUAAAACGCCGCAGUUUGCGGGAAAGCUGCAAACGAUGUCUGACUCUCAAGAUUUAUAUAAAGAAACAAAGAUCAGUACGAAGCCAACAACUGGCGACUCUAACCCAGGUGGCAAAUGUACAACACGAUGGGACAAACCGUUUCAUGUUCUGUUUUCUACAACUUGCUUCAUGUCAUCUGAAGAAAGAAAGUUACAUCCCAGCAAUAAAACCAGAGUUGCCAGUGACAACCAGACCCGGCAUUUAGCACGGGCAGCAGAUGCUGCUCUGGUCUCCAAUGCUCCACAUGAAGCUAGAGGCAGAUCGAGCAGAGUGCACAACGCAGAGGUCCCUUGCCAUCAAAUUGCCCUAAAAGAUCUCAAGCCAGCAGGUUGUUCUGCAGGAUAUAAUGAUGGCGCUCCGUUGGGUAUCCCCUGCACCCAAAUGACUUUUGCUUCCAGUUUUCAACGAAUUGACUUAGACAGGCGUUGUCUGGAGGAAUUCCCCUAUCUGGGCUUCAUUGAGGAACUGCAACUUCUCAAUCUGCAGCACAAUCUGAUUACAAGGAUCCAACAUUUGCAGUGUCUGCAGCAGCUCAUCCUUUUGAACUUGCACGACAAUCACAUCUCUGAUAUGACGGGCAUGGAAAAUCUCAGGUCUCUCAGGGUUCUCAUGCUGGGGAAGAACAGAAUCCGUAAGAUUUGCUGCUUGGAAAGCUUAUCCAAAUUGAGCAUUCUGGAUUUGCAUGACAAUCAGAUCAGCAAGAUAGAAAAUAUAUCUCACCUGAUUGAGCUCCAAGUGCUGAACCUGUCUGGAAAUCGCAUCUCAAGAGUGGAAAAUUUGCAGGGCCUCAACUCUUUGACCGAACUCAACCUACAGUACAACUGCAUCUCCGCUGUGACUGAGUUGGCCUGCCUGCCCGGCUUGCAGCGUCUCUUUCUCAGCUGCAACAGCAUCCUCAGUUUUGAUCAGCUAGCCUGCCUUGGAGAAUCACGCUCCCUUUCUGAACUCACCCUGGAUGGGAAUCCUGUAGCCCUGGAGACAUGGUACAAGCAGGCCGUCCUGCGCUGUGUGCUUCACCUGAGACAGCUGGACAUGAAGCGCAUCACAGACGAGGAUCGGCGCAUGGCAGGUGUAUUGACUCGAAAAGAGGAAGAAAAGAAGAGGGAGAGUCACAAGCAGACCAUUCAAAAGGAGAAACGCCGUCUAGCAAUCCGUAAUGCAGCCCAGCAGUGGGAGGGUGUCAAGGCCUGCUUGGAGCUGCCUCCAACAAAUGGCUCUAAGGAGGACGCUAGUCCAGAGAACAGCCCUGCUCACAGCCCUGCACAGACCAAUGGCCUUGCACAGGAGACGUCUCCAGAAGAACCAAGACGGAUAAGUCCAGGGUCAGGACCGGAGCGACCAUCAGUGGGAACCGAGAACAGACUCCGCACCAACAGCCGUCCUAACAGCCCUCGAGAUCCAAAACUUGUGGAGACGGGGAGUGGCAGCGCUCAGAGCUUGUCCUUGUCUGACAGUCACCUGGCGGAGCUUGAUGGAGACACUCUGCGUUUAUUUGGACUCGGCGCCCUGGAGGCCCUGGAGAGAGGCUGGGGUGUUCAGACUGCCGGUGCCGUCACCGUCAUCGCCUUCCGCUUCAUUAACUUUGACGCCAUUGUUCCCACACUGCCAAGAAUAAGAGUAAAGUUCCCAAAUCUGUCGCACCUGAUAUUCCUGGAAACUAACAUCAGCCGUCUCCCCCAGCUGGCCGCUCUGGCUCAGGUGAGGCGUCUGGACCAACUGACCAUUCAUCCAGAAGGCAACCCAGUGGUCAGUCUGGCUUUGUGGCGCUCAUUCAUCAUCUACCGACUCUACCACUUCAACCUGCAAAAAAUCAAUGGCCAGGAGGUGACCAUGAAUGAUGUGAUUGCUGCAGAGCGGGUGUUUGGGACACUGGGUCACAUCGCAGCCACUGAAACCCCCCGUUGCCGGCUCCUCCUGCUGCUAGAAGAGUCCAGGAAAAGGCAGCUGCAGUUCCUGCUGGAGGGGCGCGGCCGGCGGGCAGGGCUGAGUCCGGAGGAGCUGCGGGAUAAUGGGAAGCUGCUGGGUGAAGGCCUGAGCCGAGCGCUCUUUAACUAUCCGAGUAGAGACUGUAAUGCGGAGAGCCCCGAGGAGGCCACUGUGGAGUCAUCGGAGCGUGCCGCCGUGAUAGAGCAGUACCUCCAGGAGUUGGUCAAAAGGGCGUCGGACACCAAUCUGAAGGGUGAGGCUUUACACAAGCUCUGGCCGUCCAUGUUUGCCGAGAUGGUGAAGGACUGCGUGUUGGACAUGAGGGACAGAGGGGCCUUUCGCAGAGACAGUCUAGCAAAGCUCACCGAGACCAAGUGAAAAGGACCAAAGCCUUUCCCCGAGACCACAUACACAUGGCCAAAUGUGGACAUCGCUUCCCGCUUCUCAUUUUCUCAUUUCAGACCCCAACUGUUGGCACUUCAUCUCCAUCUGAUUUUAUUAGUUACUAGUCAGAGGUCCCUUUUUGAGACGGAUAGAGACUUAUAAAGAUGUCUAUAAAAAAUUCAACGCAUCUUGACUGAAUGUAGAUUUUCACUGAUUCCAUUCCUCAGAGGGUGGAGCUGUGUCAUGCCUAAGGAAGGUUAAAAGGACUUACUGACUUGUGGUGCACUGACUUCCCUAAAAAACAAAAAAACUGCACUUUAAAAGCCUUCUGAAUGAAUUCCUGCACUGUCACCGUCCUCUGCUGAAAAUUGCCAGUGUCUUUUUUACUGGAGAUUGGAAAGAUUUUUCUGUCUUCUAAUCAGCAUCAUGCGUCCAUCUCUCACUCCCUCCUGCCUGACAUGAAAGGGCGCAGACACAAACAUGGUCUUUUUUGUUUACUACUGACUUUCUGUAUUGUACUUAGUAUUAAAAGAUUCUGCAUUA